Molecule: messenger RNA, 1820 nt
Organism: Pseudophryne corroboree (corroboree frog)
Lineage: Eukaryota; Metazoa; Chordata; Amphibia; Anura; Myobatrachidae
Gene: LIX1
Product: limb and CNS expressed 1
Exons: 6
Coding region: 220-1065 (281 amino acids)
Biological process (GO): autophagosome maturation
Cellular component (GO): cytoplasm
Source: RefSeq, a predicted model, not a curated record
CAGCUAAUUAGCUCAGCCUACAACAAAGAUAAGCAAGCCAGGGAGGAGGACCCCCGAGGGUCUUUAGAUUCUGGCCUUUGCCUGAUUGGCAGAUGUUAAAAGAGAUUUCUCCAUAAUCCACUGCAUCAAUGAACUACACACAUUCAGCAGCAGAGGGAUGGGAUAAUCCAGGCAUGAGGAUAGUUGUGCUGCAAGCAGCUGCAAGGGUACACAACUAACAUGGACAGGACACUGGACUCUCUGCAACUUCUAGUCACCCAGGUGCUGCCUCAGAGUGACCCCAGCAUGGUGUUCAGAGACUUGAAUGUCGUUGCCUUACUUCAAGAAUUUUGGGAGAAAAAAGAGAAGAGAAAGGCAAUCUUCCCAAGUGAAAGCUUGUUGGCCUAUGAAUCAGUCCCAUCCCCUGAUCCACCAUUUGUCUGCUACGUCACCUUACCUGGAGGAAGUUGUUUUGGAAAUUUUCAGUGUUGUACAAGCAGAGCAGAUGCCCGAAGAGAUGCCGCUAAAGUCGCUCUAAUCAACUCCCUCUUCAAUGAAUUACCCACCCGGAGGAUCACACAGGAUUUCAUCAUGAAAAGUGUACAAGAAGCUGUUUCCUCCACCAGUGGGAAUGUAAAUGAUGCAGAUGACCCCAGUACAAGUAUUGGCGCCUACCAUUAUAUGCUGGAGACAAAUAUUGGUAAAACAAUGCUGGAAUUCCAGGAACUCAUGAUAGUCUUUCAACUCCUGCACUGGAACGGAAGUCUUAAAGCUCUCAGAGACACCAAGUGCUCUCGUCAGGAGGUGAUCGCCUACUACUCCCAGUACUCCCUAGAUGAGCGAAUGAGAAGCCACAUGGCACUGGACUGGAUAAUGAAGGAAGAAGAGACACCAGGAAUCAUAUCUCAGGAGCUACAACUUGCCCUCCGAGAACUGGAGGAGUCCAGAAAAGCUGGGAGGGAGCUACGGUUCUACAAAGAGAAAAAGGAAAUUCUGAGCUUAGCCCUGAGUCACAUCUACAACGCCUGCAUUACUUCACCUACACAUGCUGAUCAUCUGAACCUUACUUUAAAUGGUUAUCACUAGCAGACCGGUUGCUUUCAUAUCAUGUUAGAAGAACAGUGAAUGGGAACAUGGGCUAUAAAUUCUUGCGCACAAGACCACCCAGGUUAAGCGGCAAGCAAUCUUUUAUAGGCAUUUUUCCUUAGAGGUGUGCAUUUCAAAGUGUUUUGCAAGAGUGUGUCUUUUUAUGUACUUUAGAUUUAAUACACAUUUCUUGAUAGAAAGAAUUACAGUUGCACUUCUAUUGUAAAAUGUAACUGCUGGCUAAUGUGAUACAUGCUUAAUUUUAUAGCGUAUUCCAAAUAGAAUUUAGAGGCUCUUGGGAUUAAAGGGUUCUCAAGCUUUAAAUUACUUUUAUUUAUUAACUCGUACAUUCCAUUCUGCAACUUUUACUAUAUACAGAGACUUUUCCAUUUUGUAUUUAUAUUGAUGAAAGCGUUAUUUAUCUUUGUUGCCCUGGCAUAUGACAAAUCGUUACUGCGUCCACUGUAUGAGAUUCAAUUGUAUUCUGAUUAGUGUUGAGUUAGGGCAGCAAAAUAAUCAAAUUUUACAGAUGUUAUAAAAACAUGUCUGAAAAGCACAGACGGAAGAAAAGCAAUUAUGUAGUCAACGUUGCAAGAUGGGAUGUACAUGACAAAAUCAAGGUAAUCUGAAUGUGUAAUUUCCCUUUAGGUGUGUUUUGGUAACACUGCCUUACCUAUACAGAGAGUUGUAAAUAACAUAGAAGUAAGUAGUACUGGAAUAUAGCAAUUAACUGAUAAUAAAUAAGAGACCUUUGA